AUGCUGACACCAGGAAGCCUUGCCAGCCUCGGGGCCGUACUUGGCGUGAGCUCUCAUUUGGGCUACUUCAUACAUGGCGAGCAUCACAGGCAAGCCGUCCGUCUCUUCACAGUCCUCACUACUUCACCGGUCGCUAUUUUCAUACUCAUCAGCAAGCUCGACGAACCUGCAUCUAUCACAUUCGCCGCACAGAAAACCGCAAUUGCAAUGCUUUCAUACCUGGCUUCUUUGAUCGCAAGCAUCUUGACCUAUCGGAUCUUCUUCCACCCACUCCGACACUUCCCUGGACCAUUUACCGCAAAACUUACCAAGCUCAGCCAUGUACUACGCCUUCUUGAAAAAUCGGAUAAUUAUAUUCAAGCAGAUCAGCUACAUAAAGAGUAUGGAGAUGUUGUGAGAAUUGGACCCAACGAGCUGUCGAUUAAGAUUCCCGAGAUCGUGCCUCUCAUCUAUGGACCUGGUUCAAAAUGUUCCAAGAUAGCAUGGUAUGAUGUCGUCGGCCUUCCGAAUAAAUCGUUGCAGCUAGAGCGUGACCGUCUUACUCACGAUAAACGAAGAAAAGUUUGGGAUCGAGCAUUCACACUUCGUGACUACGAGAGCCGCGUAGUCGGACACGCCAGUACGCUUAUAAACCAGCUGCAGGCUCGCUCCGGCCAUGAAGUUGAUGCUUCCCUUUGGUUCAACUUCUAUUCUUUCGAUGUCAUGGGUGACCUUGCAUUUGGGCGUAGUUUUGAUAUGCUCAUAUCCGGCAAGAAGCAUUACGGUCUCGAGGCAUUGCAAGAAGGAAUGGCACCCCUUGGUAUCAUCAACCCCCUUCCAUGGGCCAUUCCGAUUUUCCAAGCCCUACCACAACCUGCUGGCAUUGAUCAGUGGGUUGAGUUCUCGAACAAGCAAAUUCUGGCUCGAAAAAAGUAUACCCCAGAAAACCCCGACAUAAUGAGUUGGUUAAUUGAAGCUGAGAAUGGACACACGGAUCCCGUCGCCAGCGAUCCACGGUGGCUCUGGGGCGACACUCGCCUCGUGAUCGUAGUCGGGAGCGACACUACCUCAUCGGCACUAACCCAUAUCUUCUACCACUUAGCUAAAGAACCUCAUAUUGUUUCUAAGCUCUGGGCAGAGCUGGAACUAAUAUAUACCCCUGAUGCGAGGUAUCUGAAUGGUGUUAUAAAUGAAGCGCUGCGCUUGCACCCUCUUGUUCUGAGUGGGUUGUUGCGACAGACGCCGCCGGAGGGGACUAUGGUCGGAAAUACGUUCAUACUGGGAGGUAUACGCAUAACGGUGUUAGCUCCUACUUGGAGUAUGGGGAGAUUGGAGUCAUGCUAUGAGAGUGCUGAGGAAUUCUUGCCUGAGAGGUGGGGUGAAAGACCGGAGCUAGUACUUAACAAGGCAGUUUUCAUGCCUUUCUCAUUAGGAACGUACUCGUGUAUUGGAAAGCAGCUAGCAUUGAUGGAGCUUCGCGUAGUCACAGCUCGGAUUGUGACCCAGUUAGAUAUUGCAUUUGCUCCCGGCAAAGAUGAUACUGAUUUAUUGGAGAAGACGAAGGAUGUCUUUACUUUAGAGGUUGCUCCACUCGGAAUGGUGUUUUCGCCGCGAAGAAAAUGA
Messenger RNA from Hyaloscypha bicolor E, 1602 nucleotides. Its product is annotated as cytochrome P450 monooxygenase-like protein. Gene Ontology annotation, molecular function: heme binding; monooxygenase activity; oxidoreductase activity, acting on paired donors, with incorporation or reduction of molecular oxygen. The transcript has 8 exons. NCBI's taxonomy places the organism in Eukaryota, Fungi, Ascomycota, Leotiomycetes, Helotiales, Hyaloscyphaceae. The record is from RefSeq and is a predicted model, not a curated record. Bases 1 to 1602 code for a protein of 533 amino acids.